AUGGAGGAGGCGCACCGGGCGGCCUGCCUGGCCGCGUCCUGCCUGCGCACCCCGCUGGACCCGCGCACCAGAGCGCCCGCCGCGCUCUACGAGCGGGGGCCGCCGCCAGCACCCUCCGCGCAGGAUGGCUUUGAUGUGGAUUCAAAUACCAACAGAGUGCAGACCCCCCCUCUAAAAGGAGACUGUGACAAGUGGAUAGACUUCUCCCAAAUGUGCAAUUCAAAUCAAGAGUAUUACCUGAAGCUGGAAGAGCUGAAGAACGCCCACCUGGAGACCAUGAAAAAACUGGAAAGUCUGUAUCGGAACAAACUGCAUUUAAAAGGAGCACAACCCUUGGACAAGAGAAAGGACCCCUCUUUCAAAUCUUGUAGGCCUACUUGGGACAAGAGCUCGUAUCAGCCUCUAAACUUGCACAAAUCCUUUUCAGACUCCGACUUAAGCGAUCCCUUGGGCUCAACUCUAUCCGACGUGUCCGACGUGGAGUUAGUGUUCGAAGGAAACGGGAGUGAAACCGGAUCAUCCUCGUUCGCUAAACAACAGAUCGAGAGGAUGUGGGAUGGCUUCUCCAUGGAAGAUUACAUCUCCCGCCUCCCAGACAGCCCCCCCAGCUCACCCACCGGCAGGAAGGCGCGGAAGAAACACAAGGAGUGGUCUCCCAAAGUCACCGUGCCCAAGCCUUUCCAGAUGACCAUCCGAGAAGCUCAGAAGAAAGAACAGAACGUGAAAUCCAAGUCACAGAUCGAGCUGGAGAAUCACCUGCUGAAGAAGCAACUGGAGGAAGAAGCAGAGUGCCAGAAAAAAUUCCGGGCCAAUCCGGUGCCCGCCGCCAUUUUCCUGCCGCUCUACCACGACAUCGUGCAGCGGAACGAGGAGCGCAGGAGGUCCGUGAGGGAGAGGAGCAAACUCAAGCUCUUGGCUUCCCAGAAGCCCUUUAAGUUCAUUGAACGAGAGAGGCAAAGGAGUGAAAUCAGGAAAAUGCAGUUAAGAGACCUCGCCGUGCCCGAAAGUCCAGCCAAAGCGUUCAGAGCAAAACCGGUUCCCAAGUGUGUUUAUAGCCCGGAUUUUAAGGAGAGGCUGAAGGAGGAGGAACUCUACAGGGAAAUCAGGAUCAGGAUGAGAGCUGAGGAGAUGCUGCGGAAUUCCUCCGUCCCCAACAGCAGGCUGGCCUUAAAACAGACCAACAAACCCAAGAAACACAAGAGUGCCGACCCAAAUCAACCGGAACACAGACCCAGGAUCAACCCCAGCGUCCCAGACUUCGAGAGGUUACACGAGAGAUUCCAGAAACGGCUCCUGCAGCAAAAGCAAGUGAAAGACCUCACAGUGUGUGAGCCCUUCAAUCUUCUGACUUCCUAUAUCCCCUCAAACAAGGGCAAGAUUCUGAAGGACAUCGAGGAGGAUGAGGAGAAGCUGAAGGAAACCCGGUGGCCCUUUGCCUCUCCCAGACGGCAACCCCAAACGAGGCAUCCAAGUGCAAAUUCCCAGCUCUUGGGAUCUGGAAAAUCCAAGUCUCCCAAAAACACAGAAUCCACGAGACGAAGGCUACAAGCCUUAAGGAAUUCACUCGAGGAAAAGAGAAAGCUGGAAGAACAACAAAAAAGGAACAGAACAAAGCAGAAACAAAGAAAGAAAAAAUUCCAGAAAAUUGUACUGGCUCGGGCUGAGGCCAAUGACCCACAUCAGAGCCUUGCUCAGAUGUCUAAAUCCAAAUUAAAAACAUUCAGGAACAACGAGAAGCAGAGAAGGCAGGAAUAUUUGCAAGAGCUGCAAGAAAUGGAAGAAAGAGUAAAACAGAGGCCUUUGCUUUUCGAAAGAGUCACUCAGAAAAAUGCCAGAAUAGCUGCGGAAAAGCAUUAUUCCAACAGGCUGAGAGCACUGGGGAUAAACCCGGAGUUUGUUUCAAAGAAAGGACAAACAACUAUUUUGCUCCAGUGCUCCACUGCUGAAGAUUUCAUCUCCACUGAUGCCAGAGAAAGAGUCAUCAAGAUCAAAGUGAAGGAAAGGGGAUUCCUUGAGGGAGCAGCUGAGGACAGUCCCCACUCAGAGCAGUCCUGGGAGGAGGAGGAAGAGAAGGGAAAAGGGGUGAGAACCUCCACCCCAGAUGAGCAGUCCAGUGAGCUGGAGGAGGAGGGGGAGCCCAGAGCCAGCCCUGAUGCUGCUGAGCCUGAGUCCAGCCCACCCUCCGUCCGCAACAGCAAGGAGGAGGAGGAAGCAAAGGCAGGCUUGGCCCUUGAACAUUCCCAGGAGGAGGACGAGGACGAAGCAAAGGCAGGUUUGUCACUUGGGCAUUCCCAAGAGGAGGAGGAAGAGGAAGCAAAGGCAGAUCAGUCACUUGGCCAUUCCCAGGAGGAAGAGGAGGAGGAGGAGGAGGAUCAUUCCAGCCCCAGCCCUCGGUCUGAGCGCUCCCAGGAGCAGGAGGAGGAGGAAGGUCACUCUGACCCUGAGGCCGAGGGGGCCUCCCAGUAUGAGGGGGAGGAAUAUGAAAGUUAUGAUUCUGAAGACAAAGCCAGUGAUGAAGAAGCCACCUGACAGGAUGUCCUGGGGCUCAGGAACCUCUUCCAUGGCUGGAAGAGGAACAGACACCAGAGAGAAACCUGGUACUUUGCUGCUAACACAAAAUCCUGUGAAUUCUUACCUCUUGGCUUCAAAAAGUGCACCCUCCCAGUGCAGAAUUUGUGUUUGUUUUCCAGUAAGAAAGCCCAAGUUGCUGCUUUCCACCAAGAAAAUAAUUUACUUUUGUAUUAAACUUCCUUAUUCUAGUCUCCUGUGGCAUUAAUGCACCUCUGAUCUGUUAUUAAACCACUGUUUAAUAACAACACCACCUCGUGUGCCAUGCAAGUACCGAGGUCUCAUAUCCAGCUUUUUCCACGUGCUGGCAAAGACUUUGGAGCAGAAAAUGCAAUUAUAUCCCAGCAAAGGGAGCCUCUGGUUUACCUCAGGUGACUCUUGUCGUCUCAAACUCUGUUGAGCAGUGCUGUAGUAGCUCUUUUCACACACAGGUUACUCAGGACUACAGCUGCUACACAACAAAGAAUGGAAAUAAAAGCUUUGGGGGUUGGUUUUUUCCCUUCUCCUAUGACUGACUUUCCUGCUAACCUGUCACACUAAGGGCUGGGAAACAUCAAAUCUGUUCUUGUUUCUUCCUCCUUAAUUUGUUACAUGGUCUCUCAAAGUUUGAAAGGUUUUUUUAAACAUCAUUGCUUUUAUUUAUUUCAGAAACGUGAGCGUAACUAAUGCGAAACUGAAACUUUAAAAAA
Messenger RNA from Myiozetetes cayanensis, 3257 nucleotides. It is a transcript of the gene FAM161A, whose product is annotated as FAM161 centrosomal protein A. Gene Ontology annotation, biological process: cilium organization. Gene Ontology annotation, cellular component: photoreceptor connecting cilium; cilium; ciliary basal body. NCBI's taxonomy places the organism in Eukaryota, Metazoa, Chordata, Aves, Passeriformes, Tyrannidae. Bases 1 to 2529 code for a protein of 842 amino acids. The transcript has 7 exons. The record is from RefSeq and is a predicted model, not a curated record.